AUGUCAAACUUGAGAAGGGUGUUGGAGAGGCAAGAGAGAGAAGAGGAAGAAAUCCGGAGGAGACGUGCUGAGGAAGAUCGGGAGGCCGAUGAAGAAGAGGUGGAAAUGCUUGUAGCCUUUGCUAUGCUUAAUGAAUCAAGGCAACACCACCGUCGUCAUGCCCAGAAUGUGGAUAGACGUAGGCAGUCUCGUGGUAAGAAUCUCAUGGAAGAUUACUUUAUCCCAAAUUCGUUAUAUCCUGUUUCUAAGUUUCGAGAGAGAUAUAGAAUGCAGCCACAUUUGUUCCAAAAAAUCAUGCAUGAUAUUUGUAAUUACGACACAUACUUCAUUCAGAAGUAUGAUGCUUGUGGAGUUUUGGGUCUUCUCCCAGAGCAAAAACUUACAGCUGCUUUGCGGAUGCUUGCUUAUGGGGCAUCUGCAGAGCAGGUGGAUGAGAUUGCAAGGAUGGGAAAAUCAACUAUCCUAGAAUGCUUGGUGAGAUUUUGUGAUGCCGUAGAAAAUCUCUACACGAGGGAGUACCUUCGCAGACCUUCUCAUGCGGUCCUACAAAGGCUUCUAAAAAAAGCUGAUACUCGAGGUUUCCCAGGAAUGAUUGGAAGUAUCGAUUGCAUGCACUGGCAGUGGAAGAAUUACCCAACUGCCUGGCAAGGAGACUAUGGGAAUCGAAAGGGCAAAAAAAGUAUAAUUCUGGAGGCCGUAGCUUCAUUCGACACUUGGGUUUGGCAUGCAUUCUUCAGAGUUGCCGGAUCUCAGAAUGACCUCAAUGUGCUUGGUCAAUUCCCAGUAUUCAACGAUGUAUUGAGAGGUCAUUCCCCCCAGAUCACGUACCAAAUCAACAACACUGUCUUGGCGCAUGUGGGAGUGGUGAGUCUUGAUCCAUUGGGGAGUCCAAUGGCGAAUCGGUUGUCGACGAAUCGUGGAGCGGCGUCUCAUUCAACACAACCUCCGGAACAGUGCAAAUGA
Messenger RNA from Prunus avium (sweet cherry), 963 nucleotides. NCBI's taxonomy places the organism in Eukaryota, Viridiplantae, Streptophyta, Magnoliopsida, Rosales, Rosaceae. The record is from RefSeq and is a predicted model, not a curated record.